AUGGUAACAGCUCACAUAUAUAUCUUCACAUUUCAAACCAAGACUAAUUUCCUACUUCCAGGCCCCGUUGUACGAAUCGGUCCCAACGAAUUGUCGUUUGCGUCCGAAGAUGCUCUCAAGACAAUCCAUAACCCGGGCCCAAAUGGUGGACACUUUACGAAACAGGGCACCAUUGAGUCCUUGCUUGCAAAGCUGAUCUGGGCAGCGCCGAACCUGUUGACCACGACAGACAAGACAGCGCACAAGCGUCUCCGCACUGCUCUACAGCCAGCGUUCACCGCGAAAGCUCUCAUGGAACAAGAGGACAUUGUCCAGCACCACGUUGGCAGGGCGGUCGACAAUUUGGGAAAAGCACUGAACGAAGAGAAGAUUAUCAAUAUCAGCGACCACUUUGCAAGGAUGAUCUGGAGCAUUGUUGGUGACUUGUCAUUCGGCGAGCCCCUGCUCCAUGACCAAAUGAGCGCAUACGAAAAGCUAAAGUUCACCUACGGUAAAGGAGCGCCUCUCCUAGAACUGUUCCAGUUCCUCACAGAAAUCCCAAUCUUUGGUGGCCUGGCCAAAUUGCCUGUCAUGAUCGUGCCCCACAUCUUCAGAGUUCCCAAGAACUUCCUGUUGAUGAAUCAACUGAGAGACUGCAUCGACCGACAAGGCGGCCGUAAAGACUUCCUCACCGCCAUCCUGGCGGCCAAAGAGUCCGCAGGCCUGACUCAGGCAGAGAUCCUGAGCAACUCGGCCUUAUUCGCCAUGGUAGGCUACGACACAUCCGCCACAACCCUGUCUGCCAUGUUCUACCAUGUCCUGCGCGAGCCAGACCAUUACCACAAGAUCCAGCACGAGGUCCGCGCCACCUACUCCUCGCUCGCCGAGAUCUCAGCCCAGAGCGUCCUCCGCCUGCCCUACCUUAAUGCCUGCGUGCAGGAAACUCUGCGCCUCCUGCCGCCCAUCAACGGCCGCGGCUCGCACCGCAUUUCCCCAGGCGCCACCAUCGACGGGCUCUACGUGCCCAAGGGCGUCAACGUUUCGGCCGACAUCUGGACUAUCCAGCGGCGGCCGGAUUACUGGGCACUCGCCGAUAAAUUCCGCCCCGACCGGUGGAUUGACAAUGGGCCCGGGACGGCCUUUGAGCACGAUGUCCGGACCAGCUAUCGUCCCUUCCUCGUCGGGCCGAGAGUGUGCAUUGGGCGCGAGAUGGCCCUGCAGUCGAUUCGGCUGACCGUGGCGAAGGUCGCUUUCGCUUUUGACAUGGAGAUGGCGAACAGGGAUUCCUUUGUCUGGGAGAGGGACGCUGGGAACGACUACGUAUGGCAUGAUUACAAUAUCAUGGUCAGGAGGGCCCUGUGA
Molecule: messenger RNA, 1341 nt
Organism: Colletotrichum chrysophilum
Lineage: Eukaryota; Fungi; Ascomycota; Sordariomycetes; Glomerellales; Glomerellaceae
Exons: 4
Coding region: 1-1341 (446 amino acids)
Molecular function (GO): iron ion binding; heme binding; oxidoreductase activity, acting on paired donors, with incorporation or reduction of molecular oxygen
Source: RefSeq, a predicted model, not a curated record